GACAUUUUUCCGUGCUUAAAUUGUCAUUCACUCGUUCUCACUCCUCCCUUCACUUUCUACAAUCCCGAACAAACCGCGUUUGCAUAGUCACACACCUCCACACAUACACGCACAAACACCAUGAAACCAGCACUUCCAUGGCGGAUUCCCUCCUCGCUCUCUUCUCUCUAGCCUUCUUUCUUUUUCUCAAUUUCCCUUCCAUCUCCUCACUUCCAACUGUAUCAAUUUCCCACAUCAAUUCCAACCAAACCCUCAUUUGUGCGUUAACUAAAUCCCCUACCCAACAACGAACCCGCCUCAAUUGCACCACUACUAGCUCCCCCGACGGAUUUCAACUUCCGAUCAACGAAGGAAACAGGUAUCCCUUCGUUGGAAUCGUGGGUGGAGCUGGAUUCCUCUGUGCAUUAAGCUCGCCGUUCUCGAAUCCAUCGACAACACCCACUUCGUUUCUAGUUUGCUGGAGGUUUCUCAACAAUGGAAGUACGGUGUAUAAGAGGGUUUACCUUGGCCCAUCUCUCCAAGACAUUGAUUCCGGUGACUCUCAUGUUUGCGGGAUUGUUAGUGCCACCAAUCAGCUCCUGUGUUGGCAAUGGGAUCAAUUCAAUGACGAUUCCAACGUCAAUCGAUCUCAAUUCCGAUCCAGUGUUACAGUUGGGGAGAAUUACGUUUGUGGGUUCUCUGAAUUUGGAGAAAUAAGGUGCGUAGGAAGUAGCAGUAAUACUUUCAACAUCACUAACAGUUCUCCGGUGGGUAAUUACAGUGUGAUUUCCGCCGGAUAUAAUCGUGUUUGUGCCGUUAAUUCCACUGGUGGUUUAGAUUGUUGGGGAGACGCUAUGAUUUCGAAACCAAAUGGUGUGUUCAAAUCAGUUUCCAUGGGAGAUAAUCGAUUUUGUGCAAUCAGGGAUAAUGGAACAGUGAUUUGUUGGGGCGGAAAUGGUUUCAGUUUGCCGGAAAAUCUACGACAGGUUUCUUUCGAAGCAUUGCAGGCAAAUCGCGGUAUUUUUUGUGGGAUUUUGACUUCGAAUUAUUCGCUCUACUGUUGGGGGAAUGAAUCUUUGAACUCAAAUUCUAUUAUUUUCACAGACGUGAUUCCAGGUUUAUGCACAACCACAUGCAAUUGUGGUACAAUUCCAAACUACGGAUCAUUUUGCAGCAGAACAUUGAUGAUUUGCAAGCCGUGUGUUUACAAUCAAGACCCGCCGGAAUCAGUCCCACCACCUGUCCCGCCACCACUUCCACCACCGCGCAAAAGUGGUUGGAGUACCAAAAUGGUUGCCUUCUUGGUGGUUGGAAUCAUCGGUUGCUCAUCAAUCCUCGCUGUUCUUAUCUUUCUCAUCUUCAGGUUCUGCAAAUCAAACGAAGGAAGCCGGGUCCACGAUUCCGGACCAAUGGAAGACAUCCAAAUCGCAUCACAACUUCAAACUUCAAACCGAAUUCUCGUAAAGAAAUUGUCACAUUUAAUUAGUACAGGAAACGCAAAUCACUUGGAAGAAUUCACUUUACAAACAAUCAUCAAUGCAACGGACAAUUUCUCCGAUGAAAACCGAAUCGGGAUCGGAAGUUUCGGUUCGGUCUACCGCGCCAUAUUACCCAACGGUCAAAAAGUUGCCGUCAAACGGGCCGAGUCAACGUCCUCCUCCUCCCUUCCUGGGGGGACAAAAAAGCGCCAAGAAGAUACAGACAACGCGUUUGUAAACGAGCUCGAGUUUCUCUCGCGUGUUAACCACAAAAACCUAGUCCAAUUACUAGGAUUUUGUGAAGAAAACAACGAACUGGUGUUAGUAUACGAAUUCAUGGAAAAAGGUAGCCUUCACGAACAUUUACACGAGUUUUUUAGCUCGGAUAUAAUGUCAUGGCCCGCCCGGAUCAAAUUGGCAUUAGACGCGGCCCGCGGAGUAGAGUAUCUUCAUGUUUACGCGGAACCACCGAUCAUACAUCGUGACAUUAAGUCCUCCAACAUCUUGCUUGAUGGUGAUUGGACCGGAAAAGUAUCGGAUUUCGGACUGUCGCUAAUGGGCCCACCAGAUGACGGGUCGCACCUAUCGUUACGGGCAGCGGGUACGGUUGGGUACAUGGACCCGGAGUAUUAUAAGUUUGAGCAGUUGAAUGCUAAGAGUGAUGUUUAUAGUUUUGGAGUUGUUUUGUUGGAACUGUUAUCUGGGCUUCGUGCGAUUCACAAGAAUGAGGCGGGAGAGAGGAGGAAUGUAGUUGAUGUGGUGGUACCGUAUAUUGUGCAUGAGGAGAUGCAUCGAAUUUUGGAUCAUAAAGUUCCCCCGCCUACGCCUUUUGAAAUUGAGGCGGUGAAAUAUGUUGGAUAUUUAGCAGUUGAUUGUGUGACUUUGGAGGGUAGAGAUCGACCGUGUAUGAGUGAAGUUGUUUCGUGUUUGGAGAGGGCGUUAACGGCUUGUUUGACGGUACCGUCUUUUUCUCAUAGCUCAAAUAGCUCUUCUGCGUGAAUUACAGUCCGUUUAAUGACAUAAUUACAGUCCGUCUUUUUCGAAUCUUAUAAUAUUUACAAUUUAAAGAGGAAAAAAGAUAGCAAUGGGAAUGUGAUAAAUUGGAGUUGGUUUUCAUAAA
Molecule: messenger RNA, 2577 nt
Organism: Lactuca sativa (garden lettuce)
Lineage: Eukaryota; Viridiplantae; Streptophyta; Magnoliopsida; Asterales; Asteraceae
Gene: CCR4
Product: CRINKLY4 related 4
Biological process (GO): protein phosphorylation
Molecular function (GO): ATP binding; protein kinase activity
Source: RefSeq, a predicted model, not a curated record